Dioscorea cayenensis subsp. rotundata (Guinea yam) is the source of this 1216-nucleotide messenger RNA. RefSeq lists its product as uncharacterized. The record is from RefSeq and is a predicted model, not a curated record. Lineage: Eukaryota; Viridiplantae; Streptophyta; Magnoliopsida; Dioscoreales; Dioscoreaceae. Gene Ontology annotation, molecular function: zinc ion binding; nucleic acid binding. The transcript is spliced from 2 exons. The coding region runs from base 1 to 900 and encodes 299 amino acids.
AUGGAUGGUUAUGGAUUCAGUGGGAUACUACCUGAGCUGCGUCAUCGCAAUCUCCAUCAUUCUGAUGUUGUUCUUGAUGGCACCAACUACAUUGCAUGGCGGCUCACUAUUAAGCGAAUUCUUGAUGGCAUCCGUGUUCUUCAUCACGUUGAUGGUACCGGUACUGCUCCUACUGCCCCUUCUAUCCCUGACACCAUUCCCUCCACCGAGGCCUCUGUUCUUCUCACAGUCUUUGAGCAGCAGUUUGAGAAAUGGGCUGCUGACGAUUCUACAGCUAAGAUGAUAAUCUGUCAGACGGUCACUCUUGAUAUUCGUACUCAGAUUGCUGAUCUUUCCACUGCUCUGGAGAUGUGGGACUAUCUUGAGCGCCGCUACUGUGGUUCCAGUGAGGCACAACUUUACACCUUAUAUCAGUCUUUCUCUAGUCUUCAGCAGGGCGAGAAUACUGUCGACCAGUUCUAUAGCCGGUAUUGUGCCUUAUGGCGUCAGAUUGAUGCUCUAACUCCUCCUUACUGUGCUACUCAUGCUGCCCAGAUCCUGACUUGUUCUGAGUCUUGCUCACGUCGUAGUAGUCAUGAUGGGACACGACGUAUGUAUGAGUUCAUUAUGCGCCUUCGUCUUGAGUUUGAGCAAACUCGGGCUCAGUUACUGCAUGCCCCCUCGGUCUAUUCUUUGGAUGAUGCUUUCACUUUUGUUCGUGCUGAGAAAAUCCGUCUCCGGGCUUCCAUUACAGGGGGAGGUAAUGCUCUUGCUGUCCCUCGCCUUUCUUCUGUCUCUUCGUCUUCAUCUACUAGACCCCCGGCUUUUUCUGUCUCAUCUCGGCCUUCUUCUACACGGCCGAAACGCACUGUGAUUUGUCACUGCUGUGGUAUGUUUGGUCAUCUCAAGCGUGAAUGUUGACUUCCGCGUUCUGCUCCUUCACCACCUCUUCUACCGCUACCUCACUCCCAUCAGCAGGCAUAUUCUGUCCAGGGCUCUCCUGCUCUACUGUCUCCGGCUACAUCAUCAUCUCCUUCACUGUCUCCUGCCGAUCAUCAGUUGUUGGCGAUGUUUCGACAGUUUCAGCAGUCUCAUCUCGCCGACUCCUCUGGCCAUGCACGGUCAGCUCAGGUUCCUCCUUCUACUCCAGGAUCAUAGUGGGAAGGUGAUUGGAGCGGGCCGCCGCCAUGAUGGAGUCUAUGUGUUGGAUACUCUUCAUUUGUCCUCUUCCGCUAAG